AUUACUAAGUCGUCCAAUGCUCUAAGAAUCCAUGUAUGUAUGUGUGACUGUGAUGUUCAUAUGUUUCGAGACUUCGAUCACGCUGCUUUGGUCAUCUGUUCGGAGCUCCGUGUCAUGAAGAAGAAGCUGUUUACCUUUUGAUUGGUAUCAAGUAAGUAAUAUUACUUCACAAUGGGUGACGACAACAAGGAUGAGGAGCGUGUGUAUGGUGGCUGUGAAGGUCCAGAUGCAAUGUAUGUCAAACUUAUUUCUUCGGAUGGCCAUGAAUUUAUAGUCAAGAGAGACCAUGCUUUAACCUCAGGAACCAUCAAGGCCAUGUUGUCUGGUCCAGGACAGUUUUCAGAAAAUGAAACCAAUGAAGUAAACUUUAGAGAAAUUCCAUCACAUGUUCUCCAGAAGGUCUGCAUGUACUUCACGUAUAAGGUCCGUUACACAAAUAGCUCAACUGAAAUUCCCGAGUUUCCUAUUGCUCCGGAAAUUGCUCUUGAAUUGCUUAUGGCUGCUAACUUUCUCGAUUGCUGAGCUGAAGGUUUCACUUUUAUAAUAAUGAUGUGCUUGUUGUGUUGUAGAAAUUUGAGGAAGUGGUCUUUCAUGAUUACUGGUAAGUAGAAUAAAAUUUAUCCAUGGUAUUAAUUUUCUUGAACAUUGGAAUACUUGAAAUCCUUGAAAUUUAACACAACUGAUCUAUCUAAUCAGGGAAACUUGUCAAAAUGGAAGUUUACUUUUGGCAGUUGCCCAAUGCAGACGGGUGCAGAUCUUGUGGUUGGUUACCAAGAUUUUGAAUAUUUAUCCCAAGUGCCCUAAUUAAUGAUAUUACAUCUUUGUAAUUAUAUUUGUGAUGACCUUGACAGGUUUUCAGUAGUACGUGAAGCUGCAGUAUUUAAGGAAGAAAGUCAAAGGAAGAAAGUUAGAUACAUUUGCUUUAGGUCUUGAACUUUUUCUUAUAAUACAAUUGAAAGAUGCUGUUUUUAAUAAAGCUUUCUUAUUAAUAUCUUUUAUUUUGAGUGAAAGUUAUUAUGUAGUUAUUAGGUUGAAUCCAGAGAUUCACUAUCAGCAAGCUACAGUGAUCCUGUACAGUACUUUAGUGUUAAUGCUUUUGUACCAUUUUUUCCCCUCAAACGCUGAAGUUUGUUUGUGAAAGCAUGAAUAUGUAGGUGCUGUGCAGUCUGAAUUUUUAGCUCAGUUCCUGUACUUUUUUUGGGAGGUCUAGUUAGGGUUAUCCCAUUACUGGUAGGUUAUCAGUAAGACAAAAUCUGUCUUGUAGUGUUACAGAGUGCAUUUAGUUACAAGAGAUGCACCUAUAAAGCAUAGUUUGCAACAUGUUUUGUUGUUAUAUAAGUUAAAAUUUUGAUUUGUUGAUGCAGCUCAUUUACGUUGUAAAUGUUGUCUUUUUUUAAUAAUCUAGAUCUAUCACAUCUCUAUUCUCCUGCUAUUUAAUCCACAUUGUGUAAAGCUAUUUACAAUAUUUGUUGUAUUACACGUGUGUAUAUCUGGUCCGUGAUGUUUGUUCACUUCUUAUCUGAACUAUAAGGCAUUCUUGUCCACAUUAUUUUUUUGUAAUUAAAUAUUAGCAAAAUAUCAUUGCAGUUGAUAAUUUGCUAAAACUGUAAAGAAAUGAUUAACCUCAGUUUUUUUCUUUUUGUCGGAGUAUAAUUAAACAUUGUAGUCCUAAGAUACUUUCAAAUUUUGCUGAUUCAUAGAUUUCUCAUUAUAAUGUUUGUCAUCUGAAAAUUUGUUUAAAAAAUUCCUUCUGUGGAUGUUCAAAUAAAGAAUUGGUAUACUU
Macrobrachium nipponense is the source of this 1783-nucleotide messenger RNA. RefSeq names its product elongin-C (gene EloC). Gene Ontology annotation, molecular function: protein-macromolecule adaptor activity. The record is from RefSeq and is a predicted model, not a curated record. Gene Ontology annotation, cellular component: elongin complex. Bases 172 to 522 code for a protein of 116 amino acids. The transcript has 3 exons. Gene Ontology annotation, biological process: ubiquitin-dependent protein catabolic process. Lineage: Eukaryota; Metazoa; Arthropoda; Malacostraca; Decapoda; Palaemonidae.